AUGGAUUUUCAGAUUAGUAAAGUCGUGAUGAGUUUGUUCGUGAUUACUGCGAUCUUUCAAGCUUCUGGUGUCGACGCGUGGACUGGCGAGAUUCGCGGCAGAGUAGUAUGCGAUGUCUGUGCCGAUUCUUCAAUCGGACCUGAAGAUCAUGUUCUUGAAGGAGCUGAGGUUGCGGUUCUCUGCAUAACCAAAUCUGGAGAAGUUGUGAACUACCAAGCAUUCACAAACUCAAAAGGUGUAUACACAGUGGCAGAGACAAUGCCAGAGAGUGAACGUUGGGACGCUUGUCUUGCAAGACCAAUCAGCAGCUUCCAUACGCCUUGCAACCGCCUAAACCAGGCCAAUACAGGGAUCAAAUUCACUUAUAACCGGCCUUCCGGUUACUUCCAUGCCGUGAAACCUUUUGUGUAUCGACCUCAAUAUGCACCUUCGUAUUGCUGA
Molecule: messenger RNA, 441 nt
Organism: Microthlaspi erraticum
Lineage: Eukaryota; Viridiplantae; Streptophyta; Magnoliopsida; Brassicales; Brassicaceae
Source: the annotation of a GenBank genome assembly